GGGGGAGGGGAGGCCCCGGGCGGCCGACCCCGCCCCCCAGCUGGGACCGGCCUCACCCGCCGCGGAUGUGGCGCCGCUGGACCCCGGAGCUGCCCACCCCGGGGCCAGAGGAGGCCAGCGUCGCGGUCCGCAGUUCCCGAACUUCUGCACCCCGUCGUGAGAGAGCCGAAGUCCAAGCGCGCGGACCCCAGAUAUCCAGGUGCCCAGCGCCCUCUCCUGGAGAAGCCGGAGUCUGGGGCAUCGACCCCGGCGGUCCUGAAAGCGGAGCCUCCUGCUCGGAGAGAUCAGCAUCCCAGACCAGAGACCCCCCGAGGCCCCCCGAAGGUCGCGGGCAGGACUCCGGGUCGGAGAACUAGGGCGUACGCACUCCUAGUGCCCGAGCGGGUCUGUUCAGGGCUGAAGUGGUCCAGGAAUUUGGGACACCGCCCCCCCCGCCCCUGCGCUCUCCUCUGGACGGAGUUCGCCCCCGGCCCCAGAGUUCGCGGAAGCCGAAUGCGGGUCCCCGACGGCCCUGUCUAGAAGACGCUAGAACUUAGCUCCCCAUCUCCACCAUCUGAGACGCAAGAGCAGCGUCCCUACUUAGAGGACCAAGAAAUUUCGACACUGUACCCCAUGCUUCGACAGACCCCAGAUUCCGGCUCCCGGAGCCUGGGAGCCCCGAAGUUCACGCUCCUGACCUGUAGAGCCCCGCGAUUCGGCUCUGCGCCUCCCUUGAGGUCGUGUUAGAGUCGGAUCGGAACCCGGCUGCCUUGACUCGGGGCUGGAGACUCCCUGGGAGUUCCUCGGGGCAGGGGGGGGGCCCCUCUAGAUGCUCAGCCCCCAGUCUGAAGGGUCCAAGCACGGAGUCUUUCUGCAGAGCGCUGCGGAGCGCCCAGUCAUGCCCGAGGGAGCCCGCGGACCAAGCGAGUGCAAAACCAGCCCCAGCCCCGGGCGCGCCCGAGGUGAAGUGUGUGAUUGUGCAGCUGGGCGUGACUUUUGCUCAGCAGCCCCCACAGCCCCUGCCAUGGCCUCUCCCCGAGGUUCUGGGAGCUCCACAUCCCUGAGCACAGUGGGCUCUGAGGGAGACCUGGCCCCAGGGCCCACCCCAGCCUGCUCAGCCUCCAGACCAGAGCCCCCGCCAGGACCCCCCAUUCGCCUGCAUCUGUCACCCAUGGGGACCCAGGGCUCAGCGAAACUGUCAAGGCUGGAGCGUGUGGCCCGUGAAAUUGUGGAGACAGAGCGGGCCUACGUCCGGGACCUCCGCAGCAUUGUGGAGGACUACCUGGGCCCUUUGCUGGACGGUGGGGUUCUGGGACUGAGUGCAGAGCAGGUGGGCACCCUCUUUGCCAACAUCGAGGACAUCUACGAGUUCAGCAGCGAGCUCCUGGAGGACCUGGAGGGCAGCAGCAGUGCCGGGGGCAUCGCUGAGUGCUUCGUGCAGAGGAGCGAGGACUUUGACAUCUACACAUGGUACUGCAUGAACUAUCCAAGCUCCCUGGCCCUCUGCUGUAACCUGAGUGUGAGUGAGAAUCCUCGGGACCCCCUAGGGUUCAAGGUGUCUGAUCUGACCAUUCCGAAGCACAGGCACCUGCUGCAGGCCAAGAACCAAGAAGAGAAGAGGCUGUGGAUUCACUGUCUCCAGCGCCUCUUCUCUGAGAACCACCCUGCCUACUUCCCUGCCAAGGCAAAACAAGUUCUCCUUGAAAACAGCCUGCACUGUGCUCCUAAAAGUAAGAACGUCCCAGAGCCCCUGACACCCCCACUUGGAUCUCCCCGCCCUCGAGAUGCUAGGAGUUUCACUCCUGGACGAAGGAACACAGCGCCGUCUCCGGGACCCCCCUCUCGCCGCAGCCGCAGACAGUCUGAGCCUGUGAAAGACCCCUUUGUCACGUUUUCCCAAAACUCUAAGCCUAGACUUAAGCAUGCUGGCAGUGAGGGGGAGCUCUACCCCCCCUUAGAACCUCAGUCACCAGUUCCAGCCCCCGGGCCUCCUGAGGACCUGGAGGACCCUGGGCCCCCCAUGCUGGAGCCUCCUGGGACGACCUCUAUCACUGAAGAAAUCCUGGAACUGCUGAGCCAGAGAGGCCUCCGGGACCCAGGGUGCUCACUGCAGCCACCCCCUUGCGACAUUCCCAAGUUCUCCGGAGACGCCCAGCUGCCAGGCCGCUGCGAAACGCUCGCAUUCCAAGCCCUGCCCAUCCGGGACUCUUCAGAAGAGGAGGAAGAAGAGAGGGAGGUGGAUGAACGGGGGCCUUCUCCGCUCCACGUCCUUGAGGGGCUUGAAGGUUCCAGUGUGGCCGAAAUGCCCGACAUGCCCGGCCUCCCCACAAUUCCUGAUGUGCCCAGCCUUCCUGAAAUGCCCAGAACUCCGCGCCUGCCCAGCCCCCCUGACAUUCCCAGUGGCUUUGAGACACCCCGCCUCCCAGCCGUCGCCAGCGUGCCUGACGCCCCGGGCCUUUGCGCUGCUCCCGCGCUUCCCCGGGGCGCCUGGCUGCAGGGCCCUCCGCAGGGGCCUGCCGAGGCUCUGGCCACCAGGAGAGAACUGUUCCCUGGAAGCAGUUCUGGAAAACUGGGAGCAGCCCCUUCAGGAAGCAUGGCGGAGCAGGAGGAGGAGGAAGGGGUAUCAUUUCCAGAUUUCCAGCCCCAGGCUGUCACCCGAGAUCAGGGGUUCCCGGAGGAGCUGGAAUUCCGUUCUUGCUCAGAAAUUCGGAGCGCCUGGCAGGCCCUAGAGCAGGGGCAGCUGGUCCGGCCAGGUUUCCCAGAGCCGCUGCUCAUCCUCGAAGAUUCUGAUCUGGGUGAAGGCAGCAAGGGUGGGCCGGCCGGCGCGCAGCGCUCGGAGAGGGCGGCGUCUCGAGUGCGGGAGUUGGCCCGACUUUACAGCGAGCGGAUCCAGCAGAUGCAGCGGGCUGAGACCCGGGCGUCCGCCAACGCCCCCCGCCGCCGGCCACGGGCUCUGGCCCAGCCCCAGCUGCCCCCCUGCCAGCCCUGGGAGCAGGCCGAGCCAGCGCCCCCGCCUGCCUUCGGACACGUGCUGGUGUGCGAGCCGGCCUUCCCGCUGACCUGUACGCAGGAAUCGGUCUCCCUGGGCCCUGCUGCCCGCGUUCAAGCUGCUACGCCUCUGUCGAAGCCGGCAGACUGCCUGCGUGGCCAGGGGCGAUGCGUCUCCAGUUUACCGGAGCCGGACCACCUAGGCCCCCCAAUUCCAGCCGCUCCCCCUUUGCCUGAGCAAGGCAGCCUCUGGAACGCCCAGGUUCCAGCCAGCACACCUGCACCCAAGCAGGACGGCCCCCCAGACACCCAGGUUCCAGCUCUCCCUGCUGUGCCUGGUCAAGAAGGCCACCUGCCCGUCCACGCCCCAGCUCCUGGUCCCCUGCCUGAGUGCGGACACGUCCCACUGGCCACCAUAUCUCCUGAGCAAGGCUCCCCCGUGGACACCCAGGUUCCAGCCACACCAGCGUUGCCCAUGCCGGAGAGUGACCCUGCCACCCUGGUUUUAGCCACCACUCCUGUGCCCCAGCAGCACGGCCACCUAGACAGCCAGAGCCCAGCCAGCACCCCACACGAGGAGCUGGAAGGUUCUGGUGAUGUUCCGUCCCCUGCCACAGCCUGCAAAUCCCCCAUGAAGCCUCCUCUUGUGCCUGGAAGCAGCCUGGACCAUCUGGGCCCCACCAGCAGCUCACCACUCCUGCAGCCAGAUCUCAACACUCAGGCUCUGGGCACCUCACCUCUGCCUGCACGCGGAGGCCACCUGGACCACCAGGUCCCAGCCAGCACGCCUCCGUCCGUACCCCCAGACCUGUCAUGCGGGCAGGUUCCAGCUGCAGGGCCUUUGCCCCAGCCGCGAGACCUCACCGACGCCCGGGCUGCGGCGCUCCCACCGCUGCCGGAGGAGAGAGGCCUCCCGGACGCCCAGGCUGUGGCCGCUGCCCCUUUGCUGCCAGAGCAGAGCCUCGCAGACCUCCACGCCGUAGCUGCCACCCCUGCGCCUGAGCAGGGAGGCUCUCAGGAUCCCCAGGGCCUGUCUUCCCUCCAGAGUCACACCACCAUGGUUGUGUUCAAGCCAGCAGGCCACUCCGUCUCUCAGGCUCCCAGGUCAGAGUGUUCAGACUUGACGCCACCUCACAGUCCCCCGCUCCCCACUCGGCAGCUCCUGGGCCCCAAUGCUGCUGCCCUGUCAAGGUACCUGGCAGCCUCAUAUAUCAGCCAGAGCCUGGCAAGGCGGCAAGGGGCUGGCGGAGAUGCACCCCCAGCCUCCCGCGGCCCCUGGUCCUCUUCUGCCCCCACGUCACGGGCACCUUCACCGCCACCCCAACCCCAGCCCCCUCCACCCCCGGCCAGGCGGCUCAGCUAUGCCACCACAGUCAACAUCCAGGUAGGGGGCGGGGGGCGCCUACGGCCAGCCAAGGCCCAGGUCCGGCUGAACCACCCUGCUCUCUUGGCCCCCACCCAGGAAUCUGCGGGCCUUCGCCGGGCCCAGGGGGCACCUGAUGCUCCCCCGUUCCACAUGUGAACCAGCAUGUCAGGCUUGAAAAGCAAGGACUGUAACCAGGUGCCACAGACCCUCAGGACUUCACCCAGAGGUCCAGACACCGAACGCAGUUCUAAAAAUUGCUGCAACUUUGCAACUCCCAGGAUCUGCUUUGGUAAAGGACCCUUAUUCCUUAAAUGCCACGGGAUGGGCCCGGGGUAUCAUUAAUAUUAAUAACGAGAAGUUGUGUGUCAUUUCCCACCGUGGGUGGGGGAUGGAAGACGAAUGGGAAGGUCUGGCAGCUCAAAUCAGUGGUGCUGAAAAUUUGGGGGGACUCUCAGUUUUAAGAAGUGUGCUGGACAGGCCCAGUAUAAUUUGGUAUGUGAUUUCAGAGGAUUUAUAAUGCCUGAUGCCUAACCAGAAAAGGUAACAAGUUUUGUUUCAACAA
Messenger RNA from Condylura cristata (star-nosed mole), 4895 nucleotides. RefSeq names its product pleckstrin homology domain containing, family G (with RhoGef domain) member 2 (gene PLEKHG2). NCBI's taxonomy places the organism in Eukaryota, Metazoa, Chordata, Mammalia, Eulipotyphla, Talpidae. The coding region runs from base 809 to 4489 and encodes 1226 amino acids. Gene Ontology annotation, molecular function: guanyl-nucleotide exchange factor activity. The transcript is spliced from 17 exons. The record is from RefSeq and is a predicted model, not a curated record.